This is a messenger RNA of Arabidopsis thaliana (thale cress), 1284 nucleotides long. Its product is annotated as DNA ligase. The coding region runs from base 245 to 772 and encodes 175 amino acids. The transcript has a single exon. Lineage: Eukaryota; Viridiplantae; Streptophyta; Magnoliopsida; Brassicales; Brassicaceae. The record is from RefSeq and is marked reviewed.
ACCAAAAUUGAACACCGUGGGUGCCCAGAAGGAAGAUUCUCGCCGGAGAUUUCAAUUGUAUUACGAUUCCAACUUUUCUAUUGCAAAGGUUCAAUUUUUAUCUUUUUCGCAGGCGCCGGUGAUUUCCGGAAUAACGAUUUAGGGUUUUAGGAUGAUCGUGUUCAAUCCUUGAUGAAUCAAUCUACGUCAAAGAGAAAUCUGGGUUAUUAGAAAAGUGGAAAAUUGUGUUCUUAGUGAAGGUAAUAUGGGUGAUCAAAGUAUAUCUAAUAAGCCUCUGGAUGAGAAGGUUUCAAUGGAUUUGACUUGUGGUCAGGAGGCGAUUUUGGAAGAGCUUAGGAUUUGUUUACCCAAAUGGGUUACACAAGAACAAGUCACAGAUAUGAUUAGAGGGACAUGUAGGAAUAUAGUCGAAAUUGUUGAUAAUUUUUACGAGCACGAGACUAAAUUCUAUGAGCAAGUUUCUGCUGUUAUAUCUUUCACUUCUAGAGAUGGAAUUAGUUCGAGUAACCACGAUGCAUUUGUUUCGAAACUGGAGUUUAUUCACUGUGAAACAGAGCGGAGUGAAAGUUGUCAGCCAUCGCAGUUUCACAAGCUUAAGAGCAUGAGUAGUUCACAGAAGAGCAGUAUUUCUCCUGUGAAGAGGAACAGAAAGAUUAAAGGUAAACCAAAGAAGAAAGGAAAAGCUUCUUCUAAGGUAGAAUCUGGAGGCCCAAAGCAAGCUUCAAUAACUAAAUUCUUCAACAAAGUUUCUUCAGAAGGAACCAAGUCUUAGGAGGCUAAAUAAGCGUAUUUUGGAAGUAAUAUGGUGACCUGUUUCUGCCAAAUGCUAAUAGAGGGAUGAACUGUUGCCUGAUGUCAACAGAUACUACCUCAUUGAUACUGCAGAAGCGAGAAUGUUGGAAGAUUGGAUUUCUCUUACUCAUAUUCAGAAUGGUAAGCAAACUAUGAAUCCUGGAGUUACAAUUGACUCAUCUUCACAGCAACUAUGACCGAAAGAUCUCGCGCUGGCACGUUUUUGCAAUGUAAGUUCAAUGUUUUGUCUACGAUGGCCUCAUUGAGAAAGCUGUAAUCAUUUAGUUGCAGAAUUAUAUCAGUUUUUGAGUCAGUGUUGAUUUCAAAGAGCAUUGCAUUUAUGUUUGAAUGUUAUCUGGUUCAACUUUCAUUUCCUGAUAUGAUUCUGGUAUUGAGUCUGCUGCUUAACUAAAUCCAGUGUUGUAUUUACGAGCUUGUAUUCCAAAACUCAUUAGCAUUGAAAACGGAAGAAAGAACAGACGUAUUUGUCUU